AUGUCGCAAUAUUGCUGUAGUACUAAAGAUAUCAAAAUAAUUGAUUUUGGUGAAGUUGAAAUGGGUAAAACGAUUGUCAAAUCAAUUGAGAUAUAUAAUGAAAGUUGUAAAGAACAAUUUUAUGAAGCGCAAAGAGAUCCUGUAACUAAUCCUAUGGAUCAUGUUUUUAAUUUAAAAUCGUAUACUUGGACUUUGUUGCAAGAACAAUGUUUCUCAUGUGAAGUACAAUAUCGACCUCUUGUACCAUCUUCUAAAAAUGUGGAUUAUUUUAUUAUUACUGGCAAUGUUUCUACAUAUAUCAAAAUUAUUGUUCGUGGAACUUGUAUUGGUCCGGCACUUUCAUCAUCAGCAAACAAAAUUGUAUUCAGAUGCUCAAGCAAAUAUGCACUAGUAAAAAAACAGAUAAAGCUUUCGAAUCAUUCGAAAGUAAAAGCUUCAUUUAUAUUCGACAUUGAUAUAAAACAUAAAUAUUUUAAAUUAGAUAUCAAAGAGGAUGUAAUUAAUCCUGGUGACUACAAAUACAUAACGAUCACUUUUACUCCGAUUAAAGAAGGAAUUUAUGUAUACCAUUUACCAUGUUUAAUAUUGUAUCAGAAUCCAAUUAUUAUUAAAUUAUAUGGAUUUUCUACAUCAGUUUAUCAGGAUAUCGACAUUAAAUCAAACUUGGAUAAAUUUAAUUCACAAGCCCUAAAUGGUUUUGAGGAAUAUAUGAGCGACAGUAUUAAUAUAAAGAAAGGAAAUCUAGGAUUGAAAAUAAAUAGAAGUCACCAAACUGUUUGUUUUACAAAUCAUAGCAAAAAGAAUUUAUUACUCAGGUGGGAUCAAGAUGAUACAGGAGUCUUUAAAAUAGAGCCAUGUACAGCAAAAAUAUGUCCAAACUAUUCUGCUUUGUUUGAAAUUAUUUUUCAACCUAACGAGGAAAACAAUUUAUAUACGAAGCAAUUUAUUGGGUAUUUAUUUGAUGAUGAUUUAAACAAUCAAAACAAACUUUUCACGGUUCCUUUCUUUACAUGUUUACGAGUAAUAGGACAUUCUUUUCCUGCUAGUUCUGCAGGAUGGAUUCCUCAGUAUGAAUUACCAUCAACUAUUAUACUACCACCAUGUAUUCCACCGCUAUCAGUUUACACGACAUUUGUAAUAAAAAAAUUUGGCCAUUUGCCUUUAAUGUUUCGGUUUUUGCCUCCAGCGGAUAGCCAUUUCAUAGUAAAACCAAUGUUAGGAAUUAUUUAUGAGAAUUAUCAGGUAGUGGUAGUUCAAAUAUGUCCUGAAAUGACGGGAGAGCAUAUAUACAUGGAACAAUGGGCCAUAUGUUUUAAUGGAAAGAACAAAGAUUAUAUUAGCUUUAAAGGAUAUGCUGAAUACGCAAAUAUUAGUUUUAAUAAUAGUACAAUAACAUUUGCUACAGUACAUUUAGAUACCCAGAAAAAAGAACCAAUACUUAUGAGAAAUAUUACUCGUCAUACUAUAAUGUAUCAGUUCUUGGAUGUACCAUCGCAAUUGAUCAUUCCAUAUUUGAAGGGCCAGAUUUAUGCUAACGAUAUCCUUUCUCAAGAAUGGAUAUUUCAUCCUACAGAAUGUGGCGAAUAUAAUUUUGAUAUUAAAUGUAUUCUGAUGAUCGUACAAAAUGGUGUACCUGUUGGAACAGAAGUUAGCAUAACAUUGUGCAUUACUGGGAAAUGCGAAGCUGGUUUACUUGUGGCAAUACCUAAUGAAUUAGAUUUUGAUAUACAAUCAUAUGGGAACGAAAAAAUAAAGAGUUUUUAUCUUUACAACUUCAGUCUCGUGAAUAUACCUUUCAAAAUAAUAUGUUACCAUCGUUCUUGGCCUAUUGGAUCUAUCACACGCGAUGUAAAAAUAUUUCCGCUCUCCGAAACUGUUCUUUCAGGGAAAUCAGAAAAAAUCACUGUGUCUAUUACUCCAUACACGCCUGGAUUUUACGAAGUGGUAAUCGAAUAUUUGGUGAGAAUUAAUUCUUGGACGGAUGAUAUCAGUUAUAUGCAAUUACCUCAAAAAAUAUGCAAAGUUUAUUGUAAAUGUGAAUUACCCACUUUAAAGAUUGAAGACAUACAUUUUUAUGGAGAUUGUCCGUCGAUAAGCAAAGUUAUGUUAUGGAAAAUAAUACAACCAAAAGAAAUAGUUGCGAUUGAAAUAGAAUUGCGAUAUAUAUUAUUGGGAAAAACUCAAGUAAAAUGGGAUUUAAAUAUUGGAUAUGAACGUCGUAUUAUUUUAUAUAUUCAAGUGGAUUCUUUAUCCGGAUCUGAAAAAAUACUUCAUUUAUUUCACAGCCCAGUUGUAAAAUUGGGGAAUGCUUAUUUUGGUGAUAAAAAAGCUCAACAUCAGAUAUGUUGGAUUUAUAAUUAUACAAACAAUUAUUUACCUUAUACGCUGGAUAUUACUAAUUUAAAUAAAAUAAAUCAAAUAUGUCGUUCAGAAAUACUCGCAUGUUUGAAUCCAGAUGGUAUUGCGCAGCCACGAUCUGUUACACCUCUUAUUUUAAAAUUUCAUCUUAAACAAUUUAAAGAGAUUGAAGUAUAUCUUCCUAUUACUCUUGGCGAUAAACAAACAGAGUUAAUAAUCUACUGUGAACCUUCUAUUGAAUAUCCGCUUAAAACGAUUAAAAAAAUUCUACCUAAUUUUGACGCUUUCAAAUCCGAAGAAUUUCCAGUAUACUUUUCAACUGACUAUAUUCAACUAUGCACAAGUAUGCAUAGCCAUGUUGUUAAAAUGAUUAUGAUGUACAAUACUACAAAAAGUGAUAGAUUCGCUUACACGUGGAAAAAUGAAAGUGUAUCAGAGUUAUGUGAUAUAAAAGUUUAUCCAAAAGAAGGUGUGAUACAACCGAGAAAGUUUCAAAGCGUUCGCGUAAUAAUUAUUACGAAAGGUGUUAACUGUCAAAUAGAUGUUAGUAUAACUUGCGAAUUUCUUAACAUCACUCAAAGACGAGAUCUUCAAAGAAAAAUUUAUAAAUACAAUGAUAUAUGCGAACAAUUGAAAUCAGAAUUUAUUUUGACUGAAAAAGGUGAACACUUUCCGAAAUUACCACCAAAACCAGAAGGGAAGCUUGAAAUAUGUUGUAAAACAUUGUGCAUACUCUGUAACAUUUACAAUCCAGAAGAUAUUCUUUUAAGGACUACAUUAAAAGAAGAAUUAAAAAUGACUCCAACGGAUGAACUUCAAAUAGAACAAAAUAGAAAAUUUGUCCACAGUCAUGAACACAAUAAAAUGAUACUGUUUAUUUUAGAAGGAAUGAUAUGGGAUAUUCUUAACAGUAGAAUAUUUAAACACACGAUUCAAGAACAUGUGCUAAGUGGAUCGCACUUGUAUUAUACUCAAUUUUUAACUAAUCCUUUAGAUCGUGAAAAAAUAAUAACUAAAUCGUAUAUAGCAACACCACGAAAGUUUAUUGCAUCUAUUUUAGAAAAGAUGCUGUUUCUUAUAAUACACGAAGAGUUUCAAUUGGAAACUGCACACUUAUUUAAAGAAAAAGAUAUCAGGCAUAUAAGUAGUGUAAAAAUAUUACCCACAUUAAAAGUGCGCGAAGAAAAUGAAGAGGGUAGCUUUUAUGAUAACUUAAAGCAUCAUUCCACAGAACUUAGAAUUUCUUUCAUAGAUUAAUUAAUCUCAGGUUUAAAACAGGUUUUAAUAUAAAUAAAAUUAAUCUCAGGUUAAAAACAGGUUUUAAUAUAAAUAAAAAUAUUA
This is a messenger RNA of Polistes canadensis, 3699 nucleotides long. RefSeq lists its product as uncharacterized. Bases 1 to 3615 code for a protein of 1204 amino acids. The transcript has 18 exons. The record is from RefSeq and is a predicted model, not a curated record. Lineage: Eukaryota; Metazoa; Arthropoda; Insecta; Hymenoptera; Vespidae.